Anopheles moucheti is the source of this 798-nucleotide messenger RNA. RefSeq names its product ras-related protein Rab-18A-like. Gene Ontology annotation, molecular function: GTPase activity; GTP binding. Bases 85 to 771 code for a protein of 228 amino acids. Lineage: Eukaryota; Metazoa; Arthropoda; Insecta; Diptera; Culicidae. The transcript is spliced from 3 exons. The record is from RefSeq and is a predicted model, not a curated record.
CGCAAAUAUUUUAUUCCGCAUUCCCCAAAGUUAAGUGGUUUAGAGAAUAUUGAAACUAGUUAACGACACGUUAUAACCUCAACAAUGGGCCAGCAGCAUCCACGGACAAUGAGGAUAAUGGUAGUAGGCGAAAGUGAAGUAGGAAAAACAAGUCUGAUGAUGCGUUUCAUAGGGGAGGAAUUCCGCAACUAUAGGGAAACAGUCGAUUUUGAGUAUGAAAAGAAACCCCUGUACAUGAAGGGUGAGCAGAUAAAUCUUGGGAUAUUGGAUACGGCUUGUAUCGAAAAGUUUCGUUCGGUUAGCUCAAUGUAUUAUACGGGCGUACGGGGAGCCAUUCUGGUGUAUGACGUCACCGACAGGGAGACAUUCUACCAGCUAGAAUCGUGGAUAAGACAGCUGGAUUUGCACGGUACGUACAAAAACAUGGUCAAAAUUAUUGUGGCCAAUAAGAUUGAUCAACCGUUACGGGAGGUUAGCAAAGAUGACGGGAUGCAAUUUGCCAAUGAGCGCGGUAUGAUGUACAUGGAAACCUCGGCAAAAACGAACGAAGGUGUAAAGGACGCUUUUGAGGCUCUUGUUCGUAAGAUUAUGGAAACCAACGGAUUGUGGACACCAAAUGAUGAACCGGUUAAUAUAAACUAUAAUUAUAAUUUGGUGAAUCAGCCACAGGCGCAACUAUUAACAAACAACCAGCCUUCAAUGUUCGCCUCCAUAAUUGGGACUAUAGCCUCCUUAUUCGAAAUUAACCAACGAAAUGUAAACUAUAAUUAAAACUUUUUACUUCACCAAUUAAAACAU